GGGAAGGUUGAGAAAACAGCUUUUAAUAACUGAAAUGAAACAAUCCAACCAUUUUUAAAUUAAAAUUAUAAUUAAAUAUAACACCAAGUUCGGGAACGAGGGAGCUUAGAGAGCAUCAGCUGAUCGUUUGGCAAUUGCCUCUCAAAUCGCAAAAUCACACUGCAAUUCCAAACCAUGAACCCCAAAAUUCCCUUCCUCUGCUUCUUCCUUUUGCUUCUCGUAUCUUCUUCUUCCCAAAAUCCUAACCCUGAAACCUCGAUUUCCUCUCAGUCACCGUCCCCGGCUCACGCCGAGCUUGCAAGCUAUGGCUUCCCUGUUGGCCUUUUACCCGCCGCCACAGUAUUGCGCUACUCCGUCGACCAGACCUCUGGCGACUUUUCCGUUGAACUCGGUGAUAUGUGCAAGAUUACGCUUCCUCCCGAUAACUACGUCGCCACCUACUCCAAGAGGAUCACUGGCAAAAUUGUCAAGGGCAAGAUAGCACAACUGGAUGGUAUAAGGGUGCGGGCUCUCUUUAAGUGGUGGUCUAUCACUGGGAUUCGCUCUACUGGCGAUGACAUAGUGUUUGAAGUUGGCAUGGUCACGGCGAAAUAUGCGGCAAAGAAUUUCGGCGAGAGCCCUGCUUGUGAGGGCCAGCGCUCUGCUUCCUGAAAGGGUACUUUUGUGCUUUCUCCAUGGGUUCAGGCGUUAAGCAAAGUGACCGUGUCCAGGACCCACCAUGUAAGUGAAAAUCAACCUAAAGCAUUGUCGUCUAUGGUCGACAAAAAUAAACAUUACGAAGCUUAGUGCAUUAAUGCACCUGUAUUUAUACGUCAGGAUUCCACUCUGUUGUCACUCUGUUUGCGGUGCUUGGAAUAUUGUAUGCUUGAUCUCCUGACAUCUGCUAUGGAGCAUGAACGAUGCCUAUAUCUGUAUCGAAUGACGUACCUAUUUGUAGGGCUGUUUCUUUCUUUCGUGUAUUAUUAUUGAAGUAUUUGAAUGCUUGCAUUAAUUAUGAAAAAUUUGAAAAUAAA
Messenger RNA from Prosopis cineraria, 1013 nucleotides. RefSeq lists its product as uncharacterized. The transcript has 2 exons. The record is from RefSeq and is a predicted model, not a curated record. NCBI's taxonomy places the organism in Eukaryota, Viridiplantae, Streptophyta, Magnoliopsida, Fabales, Fabaceae. The coding region runs from base 175 to 651 and encodes 158 amino acids.